UAAGCUGUCUGGUUAAUAAUGAACCACAAGCUGCAGAAUGCGAUCCUGAAUAAAAUCCUUCCAGAAAUUAGCUUCACGUCCCAGGGGAAAGAAAAUUGAUCUGCCGCCUUAAAAUGCUGGUCUAGAACAAAGUAUUCACGGGAAGAAAUUACUACUGGAGAAGUGUAUUUGGCUCUAACUGCACCUGAAUGAAAGGAACAACAUUCAGCUUGCUUCUCGGAAGGCCUUGAAUUCCCCGAGAUCAUCCAUUCCUAGAAAUCUUGACAUGGCCAUGAGGAAGGAGGAACAGAGAUAACUGGAACCCAUGAGUUGGUCAGGAUGACUUCUGAAGAAAUGGCAGCUUCCGUCCCCGUGCCUGCGACGCUGAGAAGAGCGGUGUCUGUGCAGUCGGCGGCGGAGGAGAGGUGCGAAAAGGCCGCAGACAGUGGUUUUUCCACGGCAGCGGCCGCCAGGCAGACUGGGCCGGCUUCUCACCCCGUCUCCCAAUGGAACCCACGCACGCCAGGCCCCUCGGGAAGGAAUGAGCCCCGGGUUCUCGCGGGGCCGCGCGGGGAAUCAGCGGGCGACGGGAGCCGCAGCCCGGCCUGCCGGGAGGAGCGCGUCGCGGAGCCGGCGAGCAGCCCUGCCGCCCACCGCAAGGGCCCGGGUGAGAGCCGCCGGGGCGGCCGCGCCGCCGGCCAGGGUUGCCAAGCCUGGGACGCUGAGGAAACCGGAAUUCCUUCCCCGCGGGAAGAAAAGGCAUUCCCUGGAAUUCAACUGGAAGUAGACGGCGGCCCCGGGGACGCCACCUUGGGUGGGCUCACCGAAGCCGGAAGCUCUCGCCCUGACGGCGGAGGCGACAUGGCGCCGUUUCGUUUUCCGCGCGAAGUAGAAGUCGACGGGAGCGUGGUGUCAGCCCCGGUUCACACUCUGUCAGAAAGGUUCCUUUUGGACGACGGUGGAAGCUGUGUUGUUCCACUUCCGGGAGGGCAGCAAAAGACGAGCCACGCGGCGAACACGUGCAGACUCACGGCUCUGGCCCAAAGCUGUGGCCCCGCGAACGGGCAGCUGCCCUGCGGUGGGUGCCUGUGCUGGGCGGGCGCCUGCCAGGCCCGCGCGGCCGCCUCCAGCCACGGCCUCUGCGGGGAGGGCCUCGCCCUCGGCGCCCCCGCCCAGCACGCGUGCCCCGAGCACUGCGAGGACGUCGACGAAGAGUUUCUCAAAGGCAAACGGGAGCGGUCUACGUGGCUGGUCAGGAGAUUCUGCAAAAACGACAGAGAGGUUAAGAAAUCUGUGUACACCGGCACGAGGGCCAUCGUGAGAACGCUGCCUUCUGGCCACAUUGGGCUGGCUGCUUGGGGUUGCGUUGAGCAGAAGAGAGACGGUCUCCCACUGCCUCGCGGGAGAGCCACAGAACCUCUGUCAGCGAUGGACACGGGGCGGAGUGGGAGCCAGCAUCUGUCAGAAACCCGGUGGCGUUGGAUCUACAAUGCAGUGAGAAGAGAAGAAACAGAAGAUACAGUUGGAUCUCAUCUCCAUUUCUUCACAAAGCUCCCAGCCUCUGAGACAGCCCAUGGAAGGAUUAGCCGUGGUCCAUGCUUAAAGUACUGUGUCCGAGACGCCGGGUGUGAAUACCGUGCCACCCUCCAAAGGACAUCCAUAUCUCAAUACAUCACUGGUUCUCUCCUUGAGGCAACCACAUCUUUAGGAGCAAGAAGUGGGCUUCUCAAUACUUUUGGAGGAUCCACUGGACGAAUGAUGCUGAAAGAGCGCCAGCCAGGCAUCCCCAUGGCCACUUCCAACACCCUCCCUUCAAGUUCUGCCGGCAUCAGCAAGGAACUGAUCGAGCUCCAGCCCCUCAUCCAGUUCCCAGAAGAAGUUGCCAGCAUCUUGACAGAGCAGGAGCAGAGCAUUUACCGCAGAGUCCUGCCUGUUGACUACCUUUGUUUCUUAACCCGGGACUUGAGUUCCCCGGAGUGCCAGAGGUCCCUGCCCUGCCUCAAAGCAUCCAUCUCAGCCUCAGUCCUCACCUCUCAGAAUGGAGAACACAGUGCCCUUGAAGACCUUGUGAUGCGAUUCAAUGAGGUAAGCUCCUGGGUGACAUGGCUGAUCCUCACAGCGGGCUCCAUGGAGGAGAAGCGGGAAGUCUUCUCAUAUUUGGUCCACGUGGCCAAGUGCUGCUGGAACAUGGGCAACUACAACGCCGUCAUGGAGUUCUUAGCUGGCCUCAGGUCAAGAAAAGUUUUAAAAAUGUGGCAGUUCAUGGACCAGUCUGACAUUGAGACCAUGCGGAGCCUGAAGGAUGCCAUGGCUCAACACGAGUCUUCCCUGGAGUACAGAAAGGUGGUGACCCGGGCCCUGCACAUCCCUGGCUGCAAGGUGGUUCCCUUCUGCGGGGUGUUUCUGAAGGAGCUCUGUGAAGUGCUUGAUGGAGCCUCUGGCCUGCUGAAGCUAUGCCCACGAUACAAUUCCCAAGAAGAGGCUUUAGAAUUUGUAGCAGAUUAUAGUGGACAAGAUAAUUUCUUACAACGAGUGGGACAGAAUGGCUUAAAGAAUUCGGAGAAGGAGUCCACAGUCAAUAGCAUCUUCCAGGUCAUCAGGAGCUGCAGUCGAAGGCUGGAGGUGGAGGAUGAGGAUAGUCCCAGUGAAGGGAACAGCUCCAGGAAAAAUUCCUUGAAGGACAAAACCCGAUGGCAGUUUAUAAUUGGGGAUUUUCUGGAUUCAGAAAAUGACAUCUUCGAGCAGUCCAAAGACUGUGACCUUCAAGGACCAGAGGAGUCACAGAAAGCCUUUGACCAUGGGACAGAACUAAUCCCAUGGUAUGUGCUGUCCAUCCAAGCUGAUGUGCACCAGUUCCUAUUGCAAGGGGCCACAGUCAUCCACUACGACCAGGAUACACACCUCUCUGCCCGUUGCUUUCUCCAGCUGCAGCCUGACAAUAGCACCUUGACCUGGACAAAGCCCCCCACCACCUCGCAGGCCAGCACGAAACCCAAGCUUGGUGUACUGAAUAACACAGCCGAGCCCGGCAAGUUCCCAUCACAGGGCAGUGCUGGAUUGAGCGGCCUGGCGGAAGGGGUCCUGGAUUUGUUUUCAGCAAAAGCUGUGUACAUGGGACACCCUGGCAUUGAUAUACACACCGUGUGUGUUCAGAACAAAUUGGGUAGUAUGCUUCUGUCAGAGACUGGAGUGACACUGCUCUAUGGGCUUCAGACCACAGACAAUAGGUUAUUGCACUUUGUAGCACCAAAGCACACAGCUAAAAUGCUCUUCAGUGGAUUGCUGGAACUUACCAUGGCCGUGAGAAAGAUAAGGAAGUUCCCUGACCAAAGACAGCAAUGGCUGCGGAAACAGUAUGUCAGCCUCUAUCAGGAGGACGGUCGGUAUGAAGGCCCAACUUUGGCUCACGCAGUGGAGUUGUUUGGCGGCAGACGGUGGAGCACUCGAAACCUGAGCCCUGGAACAUCUGCAAAGAAUGCUGAGAAGCCCAAUAUGCAGAGAAACAACACCCUGGGCCUAAGCACGACCAAGAAGAAGAAGAAAAUGCUCAUGAGGGGAGAGAGUGGAGAGGCGACUGACGAUGAGAUGGCGACCCGAAAGGCCAAAGUGUAUAGAGAGUGUCGAAGCCGGAGCGGUUCUGACCCUCAGGACAUUAAUGAGCAAGAGGAGUCAGAGAUGAAUGCCGUCGCUAGCCCUCCUGCCCUCAUCCCUUCCAGAAGAGCCCACUCUUUGACUACAGCUGGGUCCACCAACUUGGCUUCUGGGACAUCAUCCCCCAUCAGGCCAGUCUCCUCCCCUGUGCUGUCUUCUUCAAACAGGAGUCUGUCCAGUGCCUGGAGCAGCAGCAGCUGGCACGGGCGAGUCAAAGGCGGAACGAAGGGAUUCCAGAACUUCAUGGUUUCAGACAGUAACAUGAGUUUUGUUGAGUUUGUUGAGCUGUUCAAAUCAUUCAGUAUAAGGAGCCGCAAGGACCUGAAGGACAUCUUUGACAUCUACUCUGUGCCCUGCAACCGCUCUGGCUCCGAGUCAGCCCCCCUGUACACCAACCUGACAAUCGAGGAGAACACCAGUGACCUUCAGCCUGACCUCGAUUUGCUGACCAGAAAUGUCUCAGACUUGGGAUUGUUCAUUAAAAGUAAACAGCAGCUCUCUGACAACCAGAGGCAGAUAUCUGAUGCGAUUGCUGCUGCAAGUAUUGUGACCAAUGGCACUGGGAUAGAGAGCACAUCUCUGGGAAUAUUUGGGGUCGGCAUACUCCAACUCAACGACUUCCUGGUGAAUUGCCAAGGAGAACACUGCACGUACGAUGAAAUCCUCAGCAUCAUCCAGAAGUUUGAGCCUAGCAUCAGUAUGUGUCAUCAGGGUCUAAUGUCAUUUGAAGGAUUUGCAAGGUUUCUGAUGGAUAAAGAUAAUUUUGCCUCGAAAAAUGAUGAGUCACAAGAGAACAAGAAAGAAUUGCAGCUACCCCUGUCCUACUAUUAUAUAGAAUCUUCACACAAUACCUACCUCACUGGCCAUCAGCUCAAGGGAGAGUCCUCAGUCGAACUCUACAGCCAGGUCCUCUUACAAGGCUGCAGGAGCAUCGAACUGGACUGCUGGGAUGGAGACGAUGGGAUGCCUAUCAUUUAUCAUGGACAUACACUGACAACCAAGAUUCCCUUCAAGGAAGUGGUGGAAGCCAUCGAUCGCAAUGCAUUUAUCACCUCUGACCUGCCAGUCAUCAUAUCCAUUGAGAACCACUGUUCAUUGCCACAGCAACGAAAAAUGGCAGAAAUUUUCAAGAGUGUGUUUGGGGAGAAGCUGGUGGCAAAAUUCUUAUUCGAAACUGAUUUCUCUGAUGGUCCGAUGCUUCCAUCACCAGACCAACUCAGGAGGAAAGUACUUCUUAAAAACAAGAAGCUGAAGGCCCACCAGACGCCCGUGGACAUCUUGAAGCAGAAGGCUCAUCAGUUAGCAUCCAUGCAAGCACAAGCUUAUAAUGGAGGGAAUGCCAACCCCCUACCCACCACUAACGAGGAAGAGGAAGAUGAAGAGGAUGAAUAUGAUUAUGACUAUGAAUCCCUUUCUGAUGACAACAUCCUGGAAGACAGACCAGAAAACAAAUCCUGUGCUGACAAGCUUCAGUUUGAAUAUAAUGAAGAAAUUCCCAAGAGGAUAAAGAAAGCAGAGAACUCUGCCUGCAGCAAAGGAAAGGUUUACGACAUGGAACUGGGAGAAGAAUUUUAUCUUCCUCAGAAUAAGAAAGAAAGCAGGCAGAUUGCACCAGAGUUAUCUGACCUCAUCAUCUAUUGCCAAGCAGUAAAAUUUCCAGGCCUGUCAACUCUAAAUUCAUCUGGCUCUAGCAGAGGAAAAGAACGGAAAAGCAGGAAGUCCAUUUUUGGCAACAAUCCUGGCAGAACGAGCCCAGGGGAGACAGCAUCAUUUAACAAAACAUCUGGAAAAAGUUCCUAUGAAGGAAUUCGACAAACCUGGGAGGAAUCUUCUUCCCCACUCAACCCAACCACAUCCCUCAGCGCUAUCAUUAGAACUCCCAAAUGCUAUCAUAUCUCAUCACUGAAUGAAAAUGCCGCCAAACGUCUGUGUCGCAGGUAUUCUCAAAAACUGAUCCAGCACACCACCUGUCAGCUCCUGAGGACUUACCCCGCCGCCACCCGAAUCGACUCAUCCAAUCCCAACCCACUCAUGUUCUGGCUCCAUGGGAUACAGCUUGUGGCACUCAACUACCAGACAGAUGAUCUCCCUUUACAUUUGAAUGCUGCAAUGUUUGAGGCAAAUGGUGGCUGUGGUUAUGUUUUGAAGCCCCCAGUUCUGUGGGAUAAGGACUGUCCCAUGUAUCAGAAGUUUUCUCCACUGGAAAGAGAUCUAGACAGCAUGGACCCUGCCAUCUAUUCUUUGACUAUUGUCUCUGGCCAAAAUGUGUGCCCUAGCAACAGCACAGGAAGUCCAUGCAUUGAGGUCGACGUCCUGGGUAUGCCCCUGGACAGCUGCCAUUUCCGCACAAAGCCCAUCCACCGAAACACUCUGAACCCCAUGUGGAAUGAGCAGUUUCUGUUCCGGGUUCACUUUGAAGAUCUUGUAUUUCUUCGCUUUGCCGUUGUGGAAAACAACAGUUCAGUGGUCAUGGCUCAGAGAAUCAUUCCACUCAAGGCUCUAAAACGAGGGUAUCGACAUCUUCAGCUGCGAAACCUCCACAAUGAAGUGUUGGAAAUCUCUAGUUUAUUCAUAAAUAGCAGAAGAAUGGAAGAGAAUUCCUGUGCUGGUACAAUGCCAGCCUCUUCAAUGUUUAAUACAGAAGAGAAGAAAUGUUCUCAGACCCACAGAGUCACGGUGCAUGGGGCCCCAGGGCCUGAGCCCUUUGUGGUUUUCACCAUAACUGAAGGCACCAAGGCGAAGCAGCUGCUGCAGCAGAUUCUGACACUUGAACAAGACACCAAACUUAUCACCACAGAGUAUUUUUUGAUGGAAGAAAAGUACUUUAUAUCUAAAGAAAAGAACGAGUGCAGGAAACAACCAUUCCAAAGAGCUGUGGGUCCAGAAGAGGAAAUCAUGCAGAUUUUAAGUAGCUGGUUUCCAGAAGAAGGAUAUGUAGGCAGGAUUGUCUUAAAACCCCAACAGGAAACCCUAGAGGAGAAAAGCAUUGUCCAAGAUGAGAAAGAGGUGAUCUUGAGCUCAGAGGAAGAGAGUUUCUUUGUCCAAGUGCAUGAUGUCUCUCCAGAGCAACCUCGAACCGUCAUCAAAGCCCCUCGUGUCAGCACUGCCCAGGACGUCAUUCAGCAGACUUUAUGCAAAGCCAAAUAUUCCUACAGCAUCCUGAGCAACCCCAACCCAAGCGACUACGUGCUCUUGGAAGAGGUGGUGAAAGACGGCCCCAGCAGGAAGUCUUCUACCCCAAAGUCCUCACAGCGGGCACUUUCGGACCAGGAGUGUGUGUUUCAAGCACAAAGCAAAUGGAAAGGUGCAGGAAAGUUCAUCCUUAAGCUAAAGGAGCAGGUGCAGGCAUCCCGAGAAGACAAAAGAAGGGGCAUCUCUUUUGCAAGUGAGCUCAAGAAGCUCACCAAGUCAACUAAGCAGCCCCGAGGACUCACAUCACCACCUCAGCUUGUGGCCUCAGAAAGUGUCCAAAACAAGGAGAAGCCUGUGGGCAGCUUGUCCUCUGGUGACACAAUGGAUUGUCCGCAGUGACUGAGAGCAGCAUGUAAGACUCAGGUGAAGAUCUUCCGGCAAGAAGUUAUCAAGAAAGGACACGGUGGAAAGAAAUAUAAUUUCUGUAUUUCCAUUAGAUUUAAACUGGAAACUGAUGACUUCUGAACUCCAGCUUUCUUCACACAUGAUGUGAGGUUCAUGCUGAGGACAAAAUGGUGCAGGGCUGCCAACCCAUUUACUGAGGAGGGAAGCGAAGAAACCCAGGGAACUGGCAUUUCACAGAUGUUACCAGUUGGACAAAAGCAUCCCUAAGCUUGCAGUGAUUGACUUAAGAACAAAAGUCAACAAGCUUUGUCUGUUAAGGGCCAAAGAGUAAAUGUUUUAGGGCUGGGGCCCAAUCUCAGCAGCGACUACUCAGCUCUGUCCUUGUAGUGUGAAAGCAGCCAGAAAACUGGUAUGUGAAAUGAGCAUGGGUGAACAAUAAAACUUUAUUUAUGGACACUCAAAUUGGAAUUUCAUAUACCUUUCACUUAUAAAUAUUCUAUUAAGUUUUUUCAACCAUUUAAAACUAUAGAAACUGCUGGGCAUGGUGGCACACACCUUUAACUCCAGCACUUGGGAGGCUGAAGUAGGAUUGAUCUGGGUUCCAGGCCAGCCUGACAAUUCUAGGUCAGCCUGGGUUAGAGCGAGACCCAUCUCAAAAAAAAAAAAAAAACUGUAGAAACUGUAGUUCAAGGGCCACACAAAAUUACAAAUGGUAGGCUAGCUUUGGCCCAAAGGCCAGUCUGCCAACCCAAUUUAAACAGAACUGAGAACAAGGGGCACAGAGAUCUGAAAACAAGAAAUUUCCCUUUUUAUGGCUAAGAAGUGUAAAUUUAGGGGCACUGCAAAUGUAAAUAUGUCCAUAAGAUUCAUUAAAAUUAAUCUAACUUAGUUCUAUGUUGUAUACCAGGGUGUACUCUAGAGUAUCAUUGUGCAUAU
Jaculus jaculus (lesser Egyptian jerboa) is the source of this 8103-nucleotide messenger RNA. RefSeq names its product phospholipase C epsilon 1 (gene Plce1). Gene Ontology annotation, biological process: small GTPase-mediated signal transduction; phosphatidylinositol-mediated signaling; lipid metabolic process. The record is from RefSeq and is a predicted model, not a curated record. Gene Ontology annotation, molecular function: guanyl-nucleotide exchange factor activity; phosphatidylinositol-4,5-bisphosphate phospholipase C activity. Bases 319 to 7161 code for a protein of 2280 amino acids. NCBI's taxonomy places the organism in Eukaryota, Metazoa, Chordata, Mammalia, Rodentia, Dipodidae. The transcript is spliced from 32 exons.